UUGUGAGUCUUGGAUCAGUCUUUCUAAAGCUACAAACUAAAGAAGAUAGAGGUAGAGGGUUUUUAGUUUUUUUUGUUCUUCAUUCUUUGUUUUUACCAAACUCAUACUAAUCUGAUCGAUGUGCUUUUGGGUGAUCUUUGGUGUGAUAAUUGAUCAUACAGUCCACUUGAUCAAUCGAUAGAUCGAAUUCUUCUUCCCAGUUUUUAUAUGUUCUGAAUCAGAAGAUCAUCACUUGGAAAAAGCCCACAGAAAAACAUGGAGAUCAAUAUUGAUUACACAAGUAAGCGGGCAAUAAACUCCUCUGGAGUGGAUCUGGAUGAUGAUCAUGCUAGCAUGGAAGACCCCAUCCUCCAUCAGAUUUCCUCCUACGAAUAUUCUUCUCUUUGGCCAAACUUGCCUCUCCCUCAUCAUCCACUACAUCAAAUACCAUCUUCAUCCACUGCUCCUCCUCCUCCUCCUCCUCCUAAUCAUCAUCAUCAUCAUCAUCAUCAAUCAAUCGCUGAUCAUCAUGAUCAUCAUGGUCAUCAAAUGCUACUACUAGCUGGCGGGAAUAAUAACAACAUUUUUGUGGAAUUAAAUGAGCAUGAAGAAGAUGAAGAGGCAGGUGAUGGUGGUGGUGGUGAGGAGGAGCUUGGAGCUAUGAAGGAAAUGAUGUACAAGAUCGCAGCUAUGCAACCGGUGGACAUCGAUCCGGCCACAAUCCGGAGGCCCAAAAGGAGAAACGUGAGAAUCAGCGACGACCCGCAAAGCGUGGCGGCGCGUCACCGGCGGGAGAGGAUAAGCGAGAAAAUCCGCAUCCUCCAAAGACUUGUUCCGGGGGGAACUAAAAUGGACACGGCUUCCAUGUUAGACGAAGCCAUUCGCUACGUCAAGUUCUUGAAGAGGCAAAUCCGGCUACUUCAAUCAUCUUCAUCCUCAUCGACGUCGUCAAAUAAUAAUCAUCAGCUGCAUGAUCAUAAUCCUCAAUCAGCAGCAGCUCAUGAUGAUCAUGAUCAUGGUCAAUGCAAUAUUAAUAUUAUUAAUAAUAUUAAUGGAUCAUCAUCAGUUGGUGCUAGAGGCGCAGGGUUGGCUUUGGAUUGGCCGCCGCAUAAUAUUAAUGUUAAUCAUAUUAACACAGCACAAACACCCAACAAUCAUCAUGCCGCAGCCGCCGCCGCCACCACCACCACCUCCUCCGCUAGAAACCCUCGUCACUAGACAACGGGGCG
Messenger RNA from Prunus avium (sweet cherry), 1208 nucleotides. RefSeq lists its product as uncharacterized. The record is from RefSeq and is a predicted model, not a curated record. NCBI's taxonomy places the organism in Eukaryota, Viridiplantae, Streptophyta, Magnoliopsida, Rosales, Rosaceae. Gene Ontology annotation, molecular function: protein dimerization activity; DNA-binding transcription factor activity. Gene Ontology annotation, biological process: regulation of DNA-templated transcription.